UCCUCGUUCGGUCCAUUCCUCGUUCAAAUUUCGACAUUUCCGCGCCUCUUCUUCAAGCUUCUCCCUUACUGUCCCCACUCAACUCAGCAAAACUCCGGCAGUAAACCGUAGCAGAAAUGGCAGUUACUUCCACCGCCAGCCAGCAUUCCUCUUCCUUGACCACCAACCACCAUUCCUCUUCCUUCACCACCAACCUCCAUACCUCCUCCUUCACCAGUGACCCCCUUCUUCCAUGGCUCUAUUCAAUCAGAAAGGGAUUAGACGAUCUCGAUAAAAGUGAAGAGAACAGUGUAGCUUUCGAUGAGCUUGUAUUUGAUUGCAUCGGAACCUUCAAGAACAAUCCUCAUUAUCAAAAUGACGUUCGAUUCCUUCAAGUUUGGUUCCUCUAUAUGGAUUCUCGAGAUUUCGACAGUGUAUUCGAAGAAUUGGAGGAGCGUAAGAUUUGUUUCAAAAAUUCUGUACUUUACGAAACGUGUGCUGUGGUUUUGGAAGCUAUAGGGCGAUUAACUGCUGCUCAAAGAGUGUAUCGUUUGGGCAUUUCAAGGAAUGCCGAGCCUGUUGAAAGCUUGAAGAAUGCUUACACAUUGUUUUCUGAGAGGAUGUCAGCUGCACAUAAGGCAUGUUCUAUUCAUCAGAAUGUUGAUAGAGUCAAAGAGAUGCUUGGAGAGAUUCGUGUCAACCCAUGGUCGACUACCUCCUCCGAUGAAGUUUUGCAGAAGAUUCUUCCACAUUUAGUGAAAUAUGAUGGAUACCAUGUUAGUUUAAAAAACUACCCUGGGAAGGUUGCUCUGUCUACUAUACAGAAAUCAUCUAGGAAUAAGAUAAUAAAGAUUGGUAAAAGGGACUACCAGAUUAAAGGAUGCGCUGGUAGCGGAGGAUUUGCACAAGUUUUUAAAGCUUUUGUUGACUCUGACCCUAAUGAAAUUGUUGCACUUAAGAUACAAGCACCUCCUUUCCCUUGGGAGUUUUAUAUGUACCGGCAACUUGAUAAGCGUCUCCCAUCUGAGGAAAGAUCCAGGUUUGGAAAUGCUCAAAGAAUGCAUCAUUACUCGGAUUACAGCAUACUUGUUUGUGACUAUCUGCCACAUGGGACCCUUCUCGAUGCAAUAAACUCAUAUAUGUUAACUGUUGGGGCAUCCAUGGAAGAGGUGUUAUGUAUGUAUUACACGAUCGAGAUGCUUCACAUGCUUGAGACUCUACAUAGUGCUGGCAUCAUCCACGGAGAUUUCAAACCUGAUAACCUUCUUAUUCGCAAUUCCAGAGAUGAUCUGACAGAUGAUUUGGAACAUUUUGUCAAAAGAUGUGGCCCUUGGCAGGAUCAGGGGCUUUGCCUUGUUGACUGGGGUAGGGGAAUAGACUUGAGUCUUUUCCCUGCUGAUACAAAGUUUGUGGGUGAUUGCCGUACUUCAGGCUUUUGUUGUGUUGAAAUGCGAGAAGAGAAGCCUUGGAAAUUUCAGGUGGACACUUAUGGCCUCUGUGUUAUUGUUCAUACAAUGCUGCACAACACAUACAUGGAUAUCAACAAAAAAGCAUCUGCUGAUGGAGGCUAUAUAUAUCUACCAAAAUUACAAUUUAAAAGGUAUUGGAACAUCAAACUGUGGGAGAAUCUUUUCAAAAGGUUGCUCAACGUCCAACCUGGUGAUGACCACUUGAAGAUGCUGCGAGAACUCAGGGAGUCCUUUCAAGAAUAUGUAUUAUCAGACCCAUCCUUUGUAAAGAAACUAAGGGAGUUGCUGCGGAAGCAAAGGUCAUCUCUUUGUUCUGCUUAACUCAUCAUGCAAGAAGCAACCUUGUGAAUAUUUAAUGUCUGCAGUGAGAACAUCAGACAAGCAGAAGGUAGACAUCAGCAAAUUAACAAUUCGAUCUGCUGUUUCUAAACUUGUGUCUCUCGCCCUAUCUUAUUUAUUUAUGUUGGGAAAAAUGCUCCUUCUAGUAGAAGAACCAGGCUUAUACCAAUGAUCAUUUGUUAGCUUUUAAUCAAA
Molecule: messenger RNA, 1982 nt
Organism: Spinacia oleracea (spinach)
Lineage: Eukaryota; Viridiplantae; Streptophyta; Magnoliopsida; Caryophyllales; Amaranthaceae
Product: mitotic checkpoint serine/threonine-protein kinase BUB1
Exons: 14
Coding region: 117-1769 (550 amino acids)
Biological process (GO): protein phosphorylation; meiotic sister chromatid cohesion, centromeric; mitotic spindle assembly checkpoint signaling
Molecular function (GO): ATP binding; protein kinase activity
Source: RefSeq, a predicted model, not a curated record